Messenger RNA from Gallus gallus (chicken), 2107 nucleotides. It is a transcript of the gene AREG, whose product is annotated as amphiregulin. The record is from RefSeq and is a predicted model, not a curated record. The transcript is spliced from 6 exons. NCBI's taxonomy places the organism in Eukaryota, Metazoa, Chordata, Aves, Galliformes, Phasianidae. Gene Ontology annotation, biological process: positive regulation of mitotic nuclear division; positive regulation of cell population proliferation; epidermal growth factor receptor signaling pathway. Bases 110 to 841 code for a protein of 243 amino acids.
UCUCUGCUCACCCGCCCUCACCUGCGCCCCGCCCUCAGCUACCUGCCCGCUCCGCCCCGUGACGCGGCCCCGCUGCCUAUAAAGCGGGCGGCGGCGGCGGGCGGCCCCUAUGGAGCGCUGCGCACCGCCGGGUCCCCGCUCCGCCCGCGUCCUCUCCGCGUCACCGCCGCCCCCGGAGCCCCAAUGCGCGCCGCGGCGCUGCUGGCCGCGCUGGCCGUGCUCGCAGCCUGCCGAACCGCUGUCGCCUCCGAGCCCAACGGCACCGAGCCCGAGCGGCGCGGGGGCCCGCGGGAGCCUGAGCCCGCGCCGGGCUCCGACUACGAGGAGGAGGAGUACGAGGAGGCGCCGCUCGCGCACCAAUACCUGGUGGGGGACCUGGUCCGAGGUGAGCCUCAGGAAGGGGCGUGGAGUGGAACCUGUGGUUAAACCCAAGCCAGCAAAGAGGGGGAGUGAGAAGAAUGCUGGCAAACCGAGGAGGAGGAAGAAUAAAGGGAAGAACAAAAAGAAAGGGACUCCUUGUGAAAUGGAGUACAAAAACUUCUGCAUCCAUGGUGAAUGUGUGUACUUACAGCAUCUUCAGAUGGCAACCUGCAAGUGUUAUCAGGACUAUUUUGGUGAACGCUGUGGUGAACAGUUCAUGAAGACUCAAAGGAAGAAUGAUGUGGCAGACUACUCAAAGACUGUGUUGGUCGUGGUAGCUGUCCUGCUCUCCAGCAUCAGCUUUGUUGCUGUACUUAUCAUUGUGAUAGUGCAGGUCAGGAAAAAGUGUCCUCAGUAUGAAGAGAAAGAAGAAAGGAAAAAACUUCGACAAGAGAACAGAAAUAGCCAUGUUGGUGUAUAAAUUAGGAGAAAGCAGAACAACUCUGAUGUAGCCAUUGCCAAGCUGCAGGGGACCUCUGGCUACCUGACACAUCUACCUGGACACUGGGCUGGAGCUGUUGUCACUAAGCCCUGAUUCAUCAAGACAGAGGCUACUGCAGGGAGAUGCCCAAUGUGCCAUUUGCUGCUGAAUCACUUGCUGGGGAGGACAGUUAACUGCUACAGCUUGAUACAACAAUGUGGAAGGAGCUGCCACUAUAAAGGUAGAGGGCUGCUAUCAAGACCUGCUGGAGACUACUCCUGAGCUUUCUCUAUUGGUGCUGGACCUCCAGACUCUGCAUGUAUGUGGAUGGACUUUCUUCUGCUAGCAAGUCUCCUUUGGCAGCUCUAGCCCCGAGGGGCAGAAGUUGUGGCUCCCAGGAGAGCAAGAUGGAGGGGAGGAGAUUCCUCUCUUCCAAGGUAGAGAAGGGAAGAGCUCAUCUCACUAGACCUCAGUGGACAAAACCAAAUUCUGCUGUUGCUGUGUGUGCUCCCUGUUGAUAUCUGCUUCAAAGAAUUUCAUCUCUAAUUCUGACUUGCAGGGUGUUGGUGACAGGUCUGUCAACCACACCUGGGUUCUGUUACUGUACAUGUGGAAGGUAUGCCCUCUGAACCCAGUAGGACUUAUUGUGUGAGUGGAGCUAUCAAUUUGUGUGUGUGUGAUGCAGAGUUAAAACUCAUCUCAAGAUGCUGAGACAACAAAUGUGAGAUCUGAAGCUCUGUCUCUGAAGGAAUACAUGUGCUCAAACAAGCUGAUAAGUCUGGACACUGAUGUUGCAGCAUCUCUCCAUUGGCUGAAACAAAAUGCUUCUGUUAUCCAGACGGUUGGUGCUGCUUGCACUUGAAGUCGAGCAGUUUAAUCAGAUCUGGCGAUAUGAGAACUUGACCAAAAAAAACCAGUUCCUUUGAAGAACUAAAUUCAAGCAUUGUUACUCAGCACGCGGUGGUCUCCUAUGCUCUUCAUUAUGAUGUGAAGAACUUGACUUACCUCAAACCUUUCUGACCCAGCUAUCCUCAGUUUCUUGAUGUCUGUGAAAUUUUGAGCACAGAGUAGUAUUUGAGUUCAGUUUCUUCUUGGAAGAGUGAAUGUGUUCUGUAUAAACAGAGCAGAAUUCUUCUGGUAGCAGAGCAACACCAUUAAUUGUCAAGACAUAUCUGUAAAUGUGUAAAUAUUUAUUAUUGUAUUUAAUAUUUAAUGCUUCCAUAACAAACUUAUUUAUUUUAUAAUUAAACUUUUUACAUAAUCUAA